GAUUGGUAGCGGUUGUAUAAUCAGAUUGGAGGCAGGUUGAUCAUUGAGAACCGCCGGCUUGGGUAGACAAUGAUGAGGCGGUGAAGCACUGCUAAUGAAAGUGUAAUCUACGUAUAUCCUGACAAAUGAAUUAACCGUUUUCGACUUUUGUGCAAAAAUGACGACGACCAAGAACUUUCAAGGGAUAGAGCCCGGAGCCAAAAGCAGUUCCAGGGUUUUGCGCCCUCCUGGUGGUGGCUCCAACAUUUCAUUUGGUGCAGAUGGGGACAAACCACCGGUUCGGAAAAACAAAAUGGCCUCCAGUGUUUUUGCUGAGCCAGAAGACCCCUAUGCUAAUCGAAGAAACAACCCACCAGGUGGAAAGCCCACAGGUGUGCUGUGUGGUGAGCCUUCAGCCCCCCUGAGGAGAGGAGGGAACCACACCACCAAUCACUCAGCAGAUGCCCCCGCCAUGGAAGGAGAGAAUUCUGUGUAUGAUCAUGUGCCCUUUUCCCCAUGUCUGUGUUCAGACAAAAGUGCAGCUGAAUCUGAAGCAGCUCCAGAGCAGCAUCAGCCACCUCCUCCUCAGCAGCAGCAGCAGCAGCAGCAGCAGCAGCAGCAGCAGCAGCAACAGGAGGAGGAAGCCCCAGCAGCUGAGGAGACAGUUGCAGGAUCAGGCCGCAGGAAUCCUCCGGGGGGCAAGUCCAGCCUCAUCCUGGGUUGAAUUCCUACCAACUUGCCCCUCCAUUAAUCUAUGAACUCAUCUUUUUAUUUCUCCAUUUUUUUUUUAUUUUUAUUUUUUUCCCCAAACAAGGAUCCCAGCCCAUUUGUCUGUCCUGAUGUCAACCAGGAACCAGUGCCCUCCACAUCCCCAAGUGCAUUGUUUUGAUACCUCUUUUUUGGAGACCGUUUUGUACUGUUUUUAUUGUUUGUUUAUUUUGACAGAAGCACUUUAUGUAUUUCUAUGUGCAUGGUUCAGCGUCUGCCUUUGCCCAUGUUACGCAUUACGCCUGUCAGAAAGGGCACAAGGACCACAUUUCUCAUGUCAAAUAAUGAUAACCCCCGCUCACCCACCCACCCAAACUUUAUUACAACAGCACAAGCUGUAUGUAAUUAUACUAAUGGUUUCUAGAACACAAGCCAAGAAAAAGCUGUCACUUUUGCACUGUGUUCAGUUUUGACCCAUUGUGCAUGCACAUCUGGUCUGUAAUGUAUGAAUGUGAGAUGAAACUGUUAACUGUGAAGAUUUUUUUGUUUUAAUAAGCUCUUCCUGUUUGUUGUUUUUGUUUUGUUUUUUUCUGUGUGAAAUAAUUGUUGUAUUGUUGUUGCAUGAAGUUGGAAUCUUUCUACUGACUACUAGUACUAAUAUCCACAUAGGAGCCAAAUAUGAGCCUCAUAAAUUACUGUAUUGUUAGGCCCCAUGUCAGGCAACACAAUUGGAGCUAGCCUUUUUCAUAUAGUAGUCACAACUGACUCUUCUUAGACUAUUCUAACUCCAGUGCCAGUUUUGAGUACCCCGUGUUUUUACAGGUAAAAUUUACUCUAAAAGAAAAGGUGCCCGUUACAAUAACAUCCAACAAGGCUGUGUUUCCUCAUACUCUAUCCUAACAAUGUUAAUAACACACUUUUUUUCCACUGCGAGACAAUGGAAUGUUGUUGGUCAUGACACUUGAGUGUUUCUAGAAUACCCAUCCUAGAUUUGACAAGUGACCUUAUGACUGCUCAGCCUUUUAUUUAUGUUUUAGCUCAAUCAUGCAUUUUCACUGGAAAGUACAGAACAGCCUUUUGUAGAUUUCAUGUCACAUUAUUUGAACCAAAAUUCAAACAGUCCUUGCUUCUGUUGUUAAGUCAUGUGUGUGGCGGCUGUGUUCAGCCAGCUGUCAUUUAAGAAAAAAAAAAAAAACAACACAUUUCAGGUAUGUGAAAUGUCCAGUGGUGUCUAUUUUUAACAUGUGUGAUGAUGCAAGAGGACGCAUAGACACCUGUAUCCCGUAUCCAUCCAGUUCCUGUUGCUUGAUGUAAGUCACUGCAGAAAUUUGAAUUCAAGUAAUGGCACAAGUGUAAAUCAGCAUUAAAAAUCAAUGACCAUG
Solea solea (common sole) is the source of this 2069-nucleotide messenger RNA. RefSeq names its product Jupiter microtubule associated homolog 1a (gene jpt1a). The transcript is spliced from 5 exons. Bases 158 to 703 code for a protein of 181 amino acids. The record is from RefSeq and is a predicted model, not a curated record. Lineage: Eukaryota; Metazoa; Chordata; Actinopteri; Pleuronectiformes; Soleidae. Gene Ontology annotation, cellular component: nucleus.